AUGUUGUCACCAUUGUUUCAGGGCUGGGCUACCGAGGUCCACAGCCAUGUCUGUGUAUUCCGGCGUUCUUUUUUUAGUAUCUUGCUCAUGAUGUGUGUGGACUCGCAGUUGUCGUUUUGUGUCAGUGUCACCAAAGGUGUUUUCUGGUUGACAAGUCUGGUGUGCAUGUUUGUGUGUUCAGCCAGAACGGUUUACAACUGCGCUGUCGUGACAAGUCUGGUCGGGACAUUUGCCUGCUUGGUUGAAAUUCAAUGCAGAGGUUGUGACUGUGGUACCAGUGUCAUGCACUCAUGCGUCGGAGAAUUAUCGUAUGAGACGUUGACGCAUAUAUCUGUUUGUUCUGAUGGGGGAGUCACUGUGUUCAGGUGUAACGGUGGCAUUGUGUGA
This is a messenger RNA of Pochonia chlamydosporia 170, 387 nucleotides long. RefSeq lists its product as hypothetical. NCBI's taxonomy places the organism in Eukaryota, Fungi, Ascomycota, Sordariomycetes, Hypocreales, Clavicipitaceae. The transcript has a single exon. The record is from RefSeq and is a predicted model, not a curated record. Bases 1 to 387 code for a protein of 128 amino acids.